Messenger RNA from Drosophila serrata, 992 nucleotides. RefSeq names its product Juvenile hormone binding protein 1 (gene Jhbp1). Gene Ontology annotation, biological process: multicellular organismal reproductive process. The record is from RefSeq and is a predicted model, not a curated record. Lineage: Eukaryota; Metazoa; Arthropoda; Insecta; Diptera; Drosophilidae.
AGCUUCGCGUGGACGGACGUUUGACCAGCUGAAGUUUUGGUCACUUAGAAUCACUUUUUGCUUCGACCGUGUUUCUAUAAAUUAGUUUUCAUAUUUCAUACUUUUUAUUUAGUUUUCAAAACUAAGCUCAAGUGAUACCGAAAAUGCUCAAGUCCGUGUGCCUUGUGAUUGUGCUCCAAGCUCUGUUUCUGGUUCAGGCCGAAAGCCCCGCCUAUAUAAAACAAUGCCGCAGGGAUGACCCAAAGUUGGUAGACUGCUUUAUUGGAGCCAUUGAGCACUUGAAGCCCUACUUGGCCGAUGGCAUUCCCGAGAUCCAACUGCCCUCUGUGGAGCCCUUCAAAAUGGAUACUUUAGCCUUGCAAUUAACUGAGGGUCCUCAGGGCUAUAAGAUCACUCUGAAGAACAUGGAGGCCUAUGGGGCCAGCAACUUCCUGGUGAAGUCCCUCAAGCUGAGCGAUGGCAACGAGCCCUUCAAGGCAAAGAUCGUGAUGCCAAAGCUGAAGAUCGAGGCCAAGUACACGAGCUCCGGAGUCCUCUUGAUUCUGCCUGCCUCCGGCGGGGGCGACUUCCACGCCAAUUUCGAGGGCGUAAGUGCUGACCUUACUGGCAAGACUUCGAGGCCCGCGGCCAAGGGAGGAAAGUACUUGCACAUCGAUGCCCUCAGCCUGGUGCUGGAUGUGAAGGAUGUGAAAAUGAGCAUUUCUGGUGCCUUCAACAACAACCGUAUUUUGCUGGAGGCAACAAAUCUGUUUCUGCGAGAUAACUCACAAAUCGUCCUGGAGGCCAUGCAGGCUCAGCUGCAGAAGAAACUGGCCAGCGAAUUCGGCAAGUUGGCGAACCAGCUCCUGAAAAACGUUCCUAUCGAGCAGUUCUACGUGGACUAAACCUAGACACUCCCGAUCCUAGUUUGCUAAUCUAAGCUAAGGUUUAUUUAAUUGUAAAUUACUCUCUAAUGCUAUGAACCAAGUAUUAAAUUGUAUGUGGUGUGAAUA